Messenger RNA from Syzygium oleosum, 1178 nucleotides. Its product is annotated as malate dehydrogenase-like. The transcript is spliced from 7 exons. Gene Ontology annotation, molecular function: L-malate dehydrogenase (NAD+) activity. Gene Ontology annotation, biological process: malate metabolic process; oxaloacetate metabolic process; tricarboxylic acid cycle. The coding region runs from base 121 to 1044 and encodes 307 amino acids. NCBI's taxonomy places the organism in Eukaryota, Viridiplantae, Streptophyta, Magnoliopsida, Myrtales, Myrtaceae. The record is from RefSeq and is a predicted model, not a curated record.
AAUCUUCGGUAUCUUGUCUCUCGCUCGGUAUCGUUGGCGAAGAAAGCAGUCCGAGUUCUCGUUACGGAUGCUACAGGGCCAAUUGCAGAGGAUCUCGUUGAAUUGAUCGCUAGGGGAGUGAUGCUAGGUGAUGACCAGCCUGUGAUUCUACACCUGCUUUAUCAUGAGACUAAUGUACCGGCUCUGAAAGCUCUUGAGACAGUAUUGAUGGAUUCCGUGCUACCUCUCCUUGAAGGUUUGGCUAUAACAUCCGAAGUUGAGCAGGCAUGCAAAGGUGUUGGAUUUGCAAUCCUGAUUGGAGAGAUUACAGAGAGAAAAAGAAUCUCAAUGAACAGUUUUGGAAUGUACAAGAGGCAGGCUUUAGCUUUACAAAACCAUGCAGCCGCCAAUUGCAAGGUUUUGGUCAUUGCGAAUCCUGCAGAUAAGCUUGCAUUGGUGUUGAAGGAAUUUGCACCAUCUAUUCCUCUGAAAAACAUUACUUGUCUCACUAGACCCGAUCAUAAUAGGGCCUUGAAUCAGAUUUCGCAGAGGUUGAAUGUUCGGGCUGGUGAUGUGAAAAAUGUUAUCAUAUGGGGAAAUCACUUGUCAACUCAAUAUCCUGAUGUCAAACAUGCUACGGUUAAUACACCAAUCGGUGAAUAUCUUGUGCGUGAACUCAUUAAUGAUAAUGGAUGGUUGAAUGGAGGUUUUAUUACUGAUUUCCAAAAACGCUCUGCUGAAAUUACUCGACUUCCGUGGGAUUUAAGGGCAAUAACUUUUGCCAAAGGUGCCUGCGACCACAUCCACGACUGGGUGCUUGGAACUCCAGAGGGUAAGUGGGUUUCCAUGGGGGUGUAUUCUGAUGGCUCUUACAAUGUACCUGCUGGCCUCAUCUAUUCCUUCCCGGUAACUUGUCGCAAUGGGGAAUGGACCAUCGUGCAAGGUCUUCCGCUUGAUGAGUUCUCGAGGAAGAAGAUGGAUUCGACAGUGGAAGAACUUAUGAAACAGCACUCGCUUAUGGUUGCCACUAUUGAACGCCAUAGUCGUGGGCAGUGUAGUGCUUGAAGCCCUUACCGCCGCCGUGCACAGUCCCCUUCCCCUCUCUUCUAUGUUCCGUUUGUUUAAUUUCACUAGCUAAUUUUGAUAUUUAAAAACUGCUGUUCCUAAUUCAUGUGCUUAUUAUGGUUUUCCUUUUGUAU